Messenger RNA from Octodon degus (degu), 963 nucleotides. Its product is annotated as olfactory receptor 5M11. The coding region runs from base 1 to 963 and encodes 320 amino acids. The transcript has a single exon. The record is from RefSeq and is a predicted model, not a curated record. Gene Ontology annotation, biological process: G protein-coupled receptor signaling pathway; sensory perception of smell. Lineage: Eukaryota; Metazoa; Chordata; Mammalia; Rodentia; Octodontidae. Gene Ontology annotation, molecular function: G protein-coupled receptor activity; odorant binding; olfactory receptor activity. Gene Ontology annotation, cellular component: membrane.
AUGGCCAAUGGCAGCGUGUUCACGGACUUCGUCCUCCUGGGGCUCACGGACCGCCCGGAGCUCGAGCCCUGGCUCUUUGCGCUCUUCCUGCUUGCUUACCUCAUCACCGUGUUAGUCAACCUGGGCAUGGCCACGCUGGUCAGACUGGACUCCCGCCUCCACACGCCCAUGUACUUCUUCGUCUCCCACCUGGCCCUGGUGGACGCGUGCUACGCCUGCAAUGCCACCCCGCAGAUGCUGGCCCACUUCUUAUCCCACACGAAGACCAUUUCCUUUGCCGGCUGCUUCACACAGUGUUAUAUUUUCAUUGCUCUUCUCCUCACGGAGCUAUACAUGCUGGCUGUAAUGGCCUAUGACCGCUACGUGGCCAUCUGCGACCCUCUGCGCUACAGUGUGAAAAUGUCGCGGCGCGUCUGCAUCAGCCUAGCGGCUCUGCCCUAUGCCUAUGGCUUCUCAGACGGCCUGUUCCAGGCCAUCCUCACCUUCCGCCUGACCUUCUGCAGGUCCAAUGUUAUCAACCACUUCUACUGCGCGGACCCUCCCCUCAUUAAGCUCGCUUGCUCUGACACUCACAUCAAAGAGCACGCCAUGCUCAUCUCAGCGGGCUUCAACCUGUCCACCUCCCUCAGCAUCAUCCUGGUGUCCUACGCCUGCAUCAUUGCCUCCAUCCUCAGGAUCAGGUCUGCGGAGGGCAGGCUCAAGGCCUUCUCCACCUGUGGCUCCCACAUGGCGGCGGUCACUUUGUUUUACGGGACGCUCUUCUGCAUGUAUGUGAGGCCACCGACAGAUGAGACUGUUGAACAGUCCAAAAUAAUAGCUGUCUUCUACACUUUUGUCAGUCCAAUGGUUAAUCCAUUAAUCUACAGUCUGAGGAACAGAGAUAUAAAUCAGGCCUUGAAGAAUGUCCUCAGAAGAAAUUGCAUUGGGACGGUGUCACUGCCUCCACUUUUCAAUAAAACAUAA